This is a messenger RNA of Onychomys torridus (southern grasshopper mouse), 3429 nucleotides long. It is a transcript of the gene Rarg, whose product is annotated as retinoic acid receptor gamma. The record is from RefSeq and is a predicted model, not a curated record. Lineage: Eukaryota; Metazoa; Chordata; Mammalia; Rodentia; Cricetidae. Gene Ontology annotation, cellular component: nucleus; transcription regulator complex. The transcript has 8 exons. Gene Ontology annotation, molecular function: zinc ion binding; nuclear glucocorticoid receptor binding; nuclear receptor activity. The coding region runs from base 897 to 2354 and encodes 485 amino acids. Gene Ontology annotation, biological process: regulation of transcription by RNA polymerase II; cellular response to corticotropin-releasing hormone stimulus; retinoic acid receptor signaling pathway.
UGAGCGCGCCCGGCCACCCGCCCCGAGGGGGGUUCCCGGAGAGUUCACCGCGGGCGCGCGCUCCGGCCCUUGGACCGGGGGUGGGAAGAACGGGAAGGAAGGAGGCGGCAGCGCGCGCUGAGCCGCAGGAAUGUAGCGUGCUGCUCCGAGCCGCGCGCGCGCACAGAAGGGAGAAGGAGGAGCCGGGCCUGGGAAUGAGGGGGGUGGAGGUAAGGCCGGUCCUCCGGCUCUGGAGAGCAACGGCGCGCGGGCAUUUCAAGGUUUCCCUCUGCGCAGUCAUCCUGAACACUCUUUGCUUGUGUUGACUGGGAUGCCGAAGGAAGGGUUGAAGGGAGGGGAAGACGCUGUGAAAGGAAAUGCGUUGCAUUUGGUUCCUCCACUCCUUCCCCCAAUCCCAACCUGGGCACGCGCCUAAGUGCAAAUGCGUGCAAAAGCUCCGGACUGUGGAGAGAACAGGAUUGCAAGCAUUUCCCGGAGCCAGGUGUAUUUGCACAAAUUUGGGCACCUGUGAAUGUAUGUGGGUGCAGAUAUGCUUGUGCACUAUUGCACAUUUGCAAAUUUGUGUUGCCUGCCAAAAUAAACGCAUGCACAGAUGUAUGUCUAAGCAAGCGCGUGCGCCACUCAGCGAGUAGACGUAUGUGAAUGUGUAUGUGCUCCACUCCCCGCUCGGCUCAUCUUGGUGCCCGGCCCCCUUCGCUCUCGAAGCCCCACCCCCAUCCCUCCAGGCUCUGCUUUUACAAAAGGUCUCCACUUUGCUUGCUGCCCGGGCACCCGAAGUGAGCCAGACGGAGGCAGAAGCUGCUGCUUCGCCUUCGUGCCCCGCCCAGUCCCUUUCCCUUGCUGGGGAUCCCCCUCUUCCCCGCCCACCCCUGACCCCCCAUGCAUCUCAGCGCCCUAUGCUAGCCCUCCCCCUCCCCCCUCCAGGAGCAGGGCGCUGCGGGGGGAGGAGGGGGAAUGGGCUGCGGGUCCUUGGUAUUCUAGCACCCAGUUUCUCUCCAAGCCGGGUCGCGAUGUACGACUGCAUGGAAUCGUUUGCCCCGGGUCCGCGACGGCUGUAUGGGGCCGCCGGGCCCGGGGCGGGCUUGCUACGCAGAGCCACUGGCAGCUCCUGUUUCGCCGGACUUGAGUCCUUUGCCUGGGCGCAACCUGCCAGUCUACAAUCGGUGGAGACACAGAGCACUAGCUCAGAGGAAAUGGUGCCCAGCUCUCCCUCACCCCCGCCACCACCUCGGGUCUAUAAGCCAUGCUUUGUAUGCAAUGACAAGUCCUCCGGCUACCAUUAUGGGGUCAGCUCAUGUGAAGGCUGCAAGGGCUUCUUCAGACGCAGCAUCCAGAAAAACAUGGUGUAUACAUGUCACCGUGACAAAAAUUGUAUCAUCAACAAGGUAACCAGGAAUCGCUGCCAGUACUGCCGGCUACAAAAGUGUUUCGAAGUGGGCAUGUCCAAGGAAGCUGUAAGGAAUGACCGAAACAAGAAGAAGAAAGAGGUGAAGGAAGAGGGCUCACCUGACAGCUACGAACUGAGUCCACAGUUAGAAGAACUCAUCACCAAGGUCAGCAAAGCCCACCAGGAGACUUUCCCCUCGCUCUGCCAGCUGGGCAAGUACACCACGAACUCCAGUGCAGAUCACCGGGUACAGCUGGACCUGGGGCUGUGGGACAAGUUCAGCGAGCUGGCCACCAAAUGCAUCAUCAAGAUCGUGGAGUUUGCUAAGCGGUUGCCCGGUUUUACAGGACUCAGCAUUGCUGACCAGAUUACUCUGCUCAAGGCUGCCUGCCUGGACAUCCUAAUGCUGCGAAUCUGUACAAGGUAUACCCCAGAGCAAGACACCAUGACAUUCUCGGAUGGGCUGACCCUGAACCGCACCCAGAUGCACAAUGCUGGCUUUGGGCCCCUUACAGACCUCGUCUUUGCCUUUGCUGGGCAGCUUCUACCCCUGGAGAUGGAUGACACGGAGACAGGGCUGCUCAGUGCCAUCUGCCUUAUCUGUGGAGACCGCAUGGACUUGGAGGAACCUGAGAAGGUGGAUAAGCUGCAGGAGCCCUUGCUGGAAGCCCUGAGGCUUUAUGCCCGGCGACGGAGACCCAGCCAACCCUACAUGUUUCCAAGGAUGCUUAUGAAAAUCACCGACCUCCGGGGCAUCAGCACCAAGGGAGCAGAAAGGGCCAUUACCCUGAAGAUGGAGAUCCCAGGCCCGAUGCCCCCUCUGAUCCGAGAGAUGCUGGAGAACCCUGAAAUGUUUGAGGACGACUCCUCGAAGCCUGGCCCCCAACCCAAGGCUUCCAGUGAGGAUGAAGCUCCAGGCGGCCAGGGCAAAGGGGGUCAAAGUCCCCAACCUGACCAGGGCCCCUGACCUACCCCACUGUGGGGCUGGGCUCCAGGCAGCAGACUGACCAUUCCCCAGACACCACCAGUGUCCUGGGGGAGGACCUGCCCUGCCCACUCCCCACCUUUCCGAUGAGCUCAUUGUUUUGCCAAAGUUUCUAGGGGUGCCUGUGUUCAUCCCUGUCCUGUUCUAACUGGCUCCCUCUACAGUCCUGGAGGACUGCCGUGCACCUCCCAGAAGAACCGGAGAAGGGGUGAGCCUGGGUCUGGACUCUAAAAUCUCAGCACUGCCUUUCAGAUUCAGGCUACAGGCUCCCCAGGCAGGAGGAAGCCCUGCCUUCCCACAGCCCCUUCCUCUGCCAGGUGCUUGGGCCUCUGGGAGCAAACAGGAACACUAGAGACCAAAAGGGGAGCCCUCAAGGAGGGCUGAGCCCACCUUUGUGCCCUACCCUGGGUGCCUAAUGCUGUGUGAUGCACCUGCCAUGCACCCUGCCCUUGUGCCCCAUGUUCCUGCCAGGUGUAGGGGCAGGCUGGACCCUGCAUUUCUGGGGUGGGGCCUGAGGGUGAAGGGAGAAGUGUAAGCCCUUUCUGUACCUCUCUGCUGAGGCACAGCACUUGUCCUGGGCCCUCCAUUUUACAAGCCCCUCCCUUAGCCCCGUCUUGUGCCUUGGCCUCCUGCCCCCAUCUCAGCCAUCAGGCAGGGACCCUCCUACACUACAGAGGGGCCAGGGAUCCCUCUCCUAGUGCCUUCUACCCUUGACCCCCCAGAGCAGCUUGGCCCGGGGAGGGGAGAUGCUGCUUAGCUGAUCCCACCCUGACCCAGAGGAAGCCUCUAUUUAUUUAUUAGCUUUUGUUUACACCCUGGAAUGACCCCUAACUCCGGGGGUCUUGGGAGGGGGAGCCCAGGGCCUCCGUGACCCCUCCCUUCUUCCUCCAAGCCUCCCUUUGUAUUUAGCUGCCAAAUAAGAUUUCUGCAGGCUCCCCCUUUUCUCUGGGGGGUCAGGGUGCUGUCCCCUCCCCUCUGUUUACAUCUCCCCUCCCACCCCGCUGUAUCGCAUAUUGCUGAGUUUUCUAUUUUUGCAAAAUAAAGUGAUGGAAACUCA